AUGAGGUCUUCUUCUUCUACUGCUGCUGAUUCGGGUAUGAUCAAUAUCGUUGCGAGUGCUCAGAAGCUUGAUGUUGAUAAUCGAAUUGCUCUUCGGUUUUAUUAUCGGGUUGCUGGUAACAUACUUCGGCAGGCCGACAUCUUUCGCGCAGAGAAGAACAUCAUUGACCUAUAUGUCCUGCUUUUGAGAUUUUCUAGUUUGGCAUCUGAGACAAUACCGCGUCACCGAGAGUAUAGAUCAUCUCCACAAACCAAGAAACAGUCAUUGAAAAAGAGAUUGAAUGAACUAGAGAAGCUGAAACCAUUAGCCCAGCAGAAGAUCAACGAGAUUAACAGCAGAAAUGCUCACCGACAAAAUGGACGGGGGAAUUUUCAUUCAAAUGAUAAUGUGGGUUUUUCUUCUGUGCAAAAGCAAAAUUUGGCUAGUAAUGGCCAAAUAAAGCCUGUCAGAGCAACUGCUAGGGAAUUUGCUUACCAAGGAUCAAGUGGUCAACAUUUCUCGCAUGUCAAGCCUGUAGAAGAGCACGUGCGAAGACUAUCUCUAACUCUGCCACCGCCAAAGGAGGAAACUCUCUCUAGACGUUCUAUUCUUGAUCCCAAUGGGCUUAAUGGACAAUAA
Messenger RNA from Lathyrus sativus (Indian pea), 618 nucleotides. The record is from the annotation of a GenBank genome assembly. Lineage: Eukaryota; Viridiplantae; Streptophyta; Magnoliopsida; Fabales; Fabaceae.